Tarenaya hassleriana is the source of this 1863-nucleotide messenger RNA. RefSeq lists its product as uncharacterized. The record is from RefSeq and is a predicted model, not a curated record. Gene Ontology annotation, molecular function: zinc ion binding. The transcript has 4 exons. NCBI's taxonomy places the organism in Eukaryota, Viridiplantae, Streptophyta, Magnoliopsida, Brassicales, Cleomaceae. Bases 581 to 1681 code for a protein of 366 amino acids.
UAUGUCGAUGACGGCAGUGUGGACGAGGGGACUCUGGUCGCUUCGGCACCGUACUGAGUGGUUGGUAGAGUUGGACUCUCACUCUACAAUACGAACCGACAAAAAAGGGAAAAAUAAAGAAAAACAAUAUGUAAUAAACGCAGCAUCCAGAGAGAAUCUGAACUCGAGCUCCCAGCGAUUUUCUCCCUCCAAAAAGAAAUCCCCAUUCCCAGAUUUCCCGAAUCCAAAGCGGAGAGAGACAGAGAAGGGGAUAGAGAUUGGCACGAACAGUCCCUUAGUUCUCGCUUCUGAGUGGACGAUCUUCAAGAGAACUCGCAGAGGAGCCUAUUAAUAGAAUGGCAAGGCGAUCAUCUGUCUCUUCUCGUUGUCACUCAGACUGUUUCUCUUACAGAUGAAUUCUAGCUCAAGGCACUGCGAGGUCCUCCCAUGUGGGGAGAAAAGUUGUCACUGAGUUAUCAUUUCAAAUAUCUACGCAUUAAGAUUCCUUACAAGAAAGUUGGCCCAUAAGGAAUCGAUCGGAGAAAUUUAUCCAAUUGAAAUAUUUGUGAUCUUUUGAAGGAACAGCUUGUGGUUUGGCUUGAUGGGUAAAGACAAUCUGUUGGAAACGACUGAUUGUGGAGAUAGUAACGAUAGUUGUCCGCCUGCUAAGAAUGAGGAAUUGGCCAUCGAGGCACGGUUCAGUUUGGAUAGCGAGGACGGAUUGCCAACUUGUCGUGUAUGCCAAUGUUCGGAAUCUGACAGAAGGGGAGAUACUGCAUUAGCAUUUCUGGGCAUUACUCCUCCAGUCCAGGAAGCUCGUAAAAGCAAUGCAAGCGAAACUUCUGGUGGCAACAAAACUCACGGGGCUGAUAAGAAAAAUUCCCAGGAAAAAAACGAUGGAAAAGAAUCUGGCUGUGUUGAAAUAGUAAGCCCCGAGGGGGAGGUCUUCAUUUGCACUGGUGACAUAGAAACAGGAGAAUGGCGGCAUCGAGAUGCAUUGAUUCAACUCGGAUGUUCUUGCAAAAAUGAUCUUGCUUUAGUGCACUAUGCUUGUGCACUCAAAUGGUUUAUCAACCAUGGAUCCACUGUCUGUGAGAUCUGUGGACUUGUUGCAGAAAACAUAAAGACUGCAGAUUUAACCAAAAUCGUUGCUGCCUUGAAGGAUUAUGCUGCACUAAGAGAAAGAACAGCUGAUGGAGAUCCAAACCAUGUGCAAGUGAACGCGGAUUCAGGCACUGAUCCGGACGAGGUUACUGCCAUUCGAAGGCAACGACUUAAUGAGAUCUCGUCUUGGUUUAUUAUCCCUCACGGCACGAGCAAUGGCAACAAUAAUUCCACCUCAGCUUCUCGGGUUAUUUCAGAACCACCCUUAGGCAUCGGAAAUGAAGGUAUAUUACAUUUGGAAAGCCGAGCUGCUAGAUGGGCUGUCGAAGGUACGGGGAUUCUGCUCGCCACAGGGCUGCUCACCGUCUCCAUGGCCUGGCUCAUUGUCACCCCCCAUGGAGGAAAAAAAUCUGCCGAGAGCGGACUUCGCAUCCUACUGAGCGGUCUCUGCGCUUUAACAGUUGUUAUCUUCGUCAGAUUUGUCUUGCUUUCAAGAAUCAGGUACGGCCCUGCGCGCUACUGGGCAAUCUUGUUCGUCUUUUGGUUCCUGGUAUUCGGCAUAUGGGCUUCUCGCUCGCAUUCUGCUCACUCCAAUUGAUUCAUUUCUUUUUACGUCCUGUUCGGUGUUUUUCUUUUUUCCUUUUUUUGUCCUAAACAUAUGUAUAUCCUCAUUGAUCAUAUACAGUCGCUAGCAUCUAUUUUGUCUACUAGCUCUGAGACUGUGCUGUCCUGCGCAUGGUUGUAAGAAUAUCCAUCUUUAUCCAUGGCUGUAAUUUGAUG